GUCCCGCUCGAGGCGCUCGGGGAAGACGCGGCCGAGCCGUGCGAGAUGAAGCUGCAGAUGAGAGGAGACCGGCGGUCGCGAGUGGCAUCGGGGGCAAGUGUGGUAGCGGCAGGCAGCGCGAAGAAGGGAAACCCGAAUGUCGUGGGCACCUCAGAGCUCGACGGCAUGACGACGGAGACCAAGGCAAUCCAGGAGUGCCCCGCAGGUCUCCCGCUGGCGGAGGCCGACGAGAGGAUGGCAGAGAUGGGCCCCAACUCAGUGGCGCGCCACGCGGGGAUCUUCGAGGGCAUCCCAGCGGAGGGAGCGGGGGAGAGGAGCGCGUACAAGACGCAGCUCGAGGAUCACAACAAGCAGCGGCAGCAAAUGAAGGUCAGUGUUCCGCAGAUGGGAGAGCUCGAGCCGAUGGUGAAGAUCACGGGCUGCCACGAGAUAUGCAAGGUCAAGCUCGUCCUAAGCGUCGCGGGCGGCAAGGCCCACGACCGACCAGUGUACGAGGCGCUGGACCAG
Prorocentrum cordatum is the source of this 507-nucleotide messenger RNA. The record is from the annotation of a GenBank genome assembly. NCBI's taxonomy places the organism in Eukaryota, Dinophyceae, Prorocentrales, Prorocentraceae.